Cyanistes caeruleus (blue tit) is the source of this 2273-nucleotide messenger RNA. Lineage: Eukaryota; Metazoa; Chordata; Aves; Passeriformes; Paridae. The record is from RefSeq and is a predicted model, not a curated record.
AAUGUUCUUUUCCCCCUAGGGAGAGUUGGUGAGGAAGCUGAAGGAAGAGAAGGCUCCCCAGGUUGACAUAGACAGAGCAGUAGCAGAGCUCAAAGCUCGGAAGAGGGUCCUAGAAGCAAAGGAGCUGGCCUUACAGCCCAAAGAUGACAUUGUGGACAGAGUUAAGAUGGAAGACACUCUCAAAAGGAGGUUUUUCUAUGACCAAGCCUUUUCUAUUUAUGGAGGAGUCAGUGGUCUGUAUGACUUUGGGCCUGUUGGGUCUGAAGCAGGAGUGAGCCUGCAAUUUUUGAAGGAUUUCACUUUGAUAAAGGUCUGUCCACUAAAAUCGCACAGACCUGGGGCUGUCUGGUGGCAACUGUCACAUUCCUUGUUGUCUGUCACCUCUUCUAGGACUUCUGGCCAUGUAGACAAGUUUGCUGACUUCAUGGUGAAAGAUGUGAAGAACGGGGAAUGUUUUCGUGCUGAUCAUCUCUUAAAAGCUCACCUGCAGAAACUGAUGUCUGACAAGAAGUGCACAGCAGAGAAAAAGGCAGAAAUGGAAAAUGUUCUAACACAGUUGGACAAUUAUGGCCAGCAAGAGCUUGCAGAUCUCUUUGUGAACUACAAUGUGAAGUCCCCUGUCACUGGGAAUGACCUGUCCCCUCCUGUUUCUUUCAAUCUGAUGUUCAAGACCUCCAUUGGGCCUGGAGGAAACAUGCCUGGCUAUCUGAGGCCAGAAACUGCACAGGGAAUAUUCCUCAACUUCAAACGUCUGCUGGAGUUUAACCAAGGCAAAUUGCCUUUUGCUGCUGCCCAGAUUGGAAAUUCCUUCAGGAAUGAGAUCUCACCCCGCUCCGGCCUUAUCAGAGUGAGGGAAUUCACCAUGGCAGAAAUUGAGCACUUUGUGGACCCCAGUGAGAAAAACCACCCCAAGUUUCAGAACGUGGCAGAUCUCAACAUCCUCCUGUACUCGGCCAAGGCCCAGGUCAGCGGGCAGUCUGCGCACGUCAUGCGGCUGGGAGACGCUGUCCAGCAGGGUGUGAUCAAUAACUCGGUUCUCGGUUACUUCAUCGGCAGAAUCUACCUCUUCCUCACGAAGGUCGGCGUCUCCCCGGAGAAGCUGCGCUUCCGACAGCACAUGGAGAAUGAGAUGGCUCAUUAUGCCUGUGACUGCUGGGAUGCAGAGUCCAAAACCUCCUAUGGUUGGAUUGAGAUCGUUGGCUGUGCUGAUCGCUCCUGCUAUGACCUUUCCUGCCAUGCCCGCGCCACCAAAGUUCCUCUCAUAGCUGAGAAGCAUCUCAAAGAACCUAGAACAGUCAACAUUGUUCAGUUUGAGGCAAAUAAGGGAGCCAUUGGCAAAGCUUACAAGAAGGAUGCCAAGGUGGUGAUGGAAUACCUUUCCAUGUGUGAUGAGUGCUACAUCAGUGACAUGGAGCAGCUGCUCAACGAGAAAGGGGAAUUCACUGUUGAAACUGAAGGGAAAACUUUUCUAUUAACAAAGGACAUGGUUACUGUGAAGAGAUUUCAGAAAACAUUACAUGUGGAAGAAAUCAUCCCAAAUGUCAUUGAGCCCUCGUUUGGCAUUGGAAGGAUCAUGUACACAGUGUUUGAGCACACAUUCCGCAUCCGGGAAGGAGACGAGCAGAGAACGUAUUUCAGCUUCCCAGCUGUUGUAGCACCGUUCAAGUGCUCCGUUCUUCCUCUGAGCCAGAAUCAGGAAUUCAUGCCUUUUGUCAAGGAAUUAUCCGAAGCACUGACCAGGAACGGCAUCUCCCACAAGGUGGACGACGCGGCGGGGUCCAUCGGCCGGCGCUACGCCCGCACGGACGAGAUCGGCAUCGCCUUCGGCAUCACCAUCGACUUCGACACCGUGAACCGCAGCCCGCACACGGCCACGCUGCGCGACCGCGACUCCAUGCGCCAGAUCCGCGCCGAGAUCUCUGAACUUCCUGCCAUCAUCCGAGACCUGGCCAACGGUUAUCUCACCUGGGCUGAUGUUGAGGCAAAGUAUCCACAAUUUGAGGGACAAGAGACUGGCAAAAAGGACACAAUAGAGGAAUAAAGAAAAGGACCUGAAGUAAAAUCCUGUCAAAAUGUCCACUUUUUACUGUUCAUGUUAAUAUGAAAUAAACUUACCGUGUAUUAUUCAGAGCUGCAUUCCUCGUGCACACAGGGAAUAUUUGGGUAUUUUUUUCUUUUCCUCGAUUGCUGACCAGAUUUAACUUUAAAAACUGAAAUAAUUGCAGCCUGAGCUGAAGGUGUUACAAAUAAAUCCACCAUUGUGUAUGCCUGCC